Molecule: messenger RNA, 4050 nt
Organism: Aspergillus puulaauensis
Lineage: Eukaryota; Fungi; Ascomycota; Eurotiomycetes; Eurotiales; Aspergillaceae
Exons: 1
Coding region: 1-4050 (1349 amino acids)
Molecular function (GO): DNA binding
Source: RefSeq, a predicted model, not a curated record
AUGAUGGGAUAUGGGGGCCAUAAUUACUACCAGCAACAGCAAUCCCAGCAAAAUGCUCACCCACAGCAGCAGCACAUGCAGUCGCCGGCCAUUGGCGCGGCCGCCGCCCAGCGGCAGAACGCCAAUGCGUUUGGCAGUAACAGUUCUCUGUUUCGGCCGCAACAGCAAGCCGAUAUAACGGCUGUCUCGCCCAGUCUCCGCAACAUGACCACCACGACGUCGCAAUCGUUAGGUGGUUUACCAGCGGGGACGAGCUUCAGCUCGUUCUCUGGGCAGUUUCAGCAGCCCGCGAGUACAUCGGACUUGCUGUCCAGGAGCACGGACCCGAUUGGGCAGCUGAAAAGCCCAUAUCUCUCUUCUUCGCUGCAGGGUCUGCAGAGGAACGUGAACCCGGUAGCUAACUACCGGCAUGUUCCAUUGAACUCACAAACCGCUCUAUCGCCGCAUACGCAGGCGAUGAGUACAUCUUCUCCACAGCAGUCGCUGGAUCGGUUGCAACCGCAGCACCUCCAACAUCGGCAAUCACCACAUACACACCCUACAGCAUCAACAUCAACGCCUACCUCUGCUGCCUCGCCAAUGCUCUCGACUAACUCUCAACAGCAACAGCAACAUCAGCAGCAAUAUACGCAGCAGCAGUAUCAGCAAUCUUCUCCAUAUCAACAGCAGCAGUCGACGCAGUACCAGCAACAGGCACAGCCACAAUCGCUUUCUCAGUAUCAACAGUCUCAAAAGACCCAGCAGCCUACGCAGUAUCAGCAACAGGCGCAGCCGCAGCAGCAAUCACAGUAUCGGCAGAAUCAACAGGCUCAGUAUCAAACACAGUCUCAGAAUUCCCCGUAUCUGUCUCAGCCUCAGUAUCCGCAGUAUUCACAAGCGCAGCAGCCACCGUAUCAGCAACAGCUACAUGGCUAUCAACAACAACAGCAGCAAGCGCAGCACGCACAGCAACAGGUACAGAAACCAGCCUCGCAGGUACCGCAGUCGAGUCAGCAAGUUCAGCAGAGCUAUCAGCCGCAGGCGCAAAAGCCGCCGACGCAGCAAGUACCACAGAUAAGCCAACAGAGCCAUCAGCAACAACAAGCACAGAAAUCGGCGCAAGUACCACAGCCAAACCAGCAGGUUCAACAGAGCUACCAACAGCAACAAGCUCAAGCUCCAAAGCCAGCUCAGCAGGUACCGCAGUUCAGUCACCAGAGCUAUCAGCAGUCAAAGCCGGCCCAGCAGGUAUCCCAAUCGAGCCAACCGGCUCAGCAAAGCUACCAGCAACCGCAAGCGCAGAGACCAGCCCAACAGGUGCCACAGCUGAGUCAAUCAGGCUAUCAGCAGCAACACGUACAGAAAUCGGGCCAGGCAUCACAGUCGAGCCCGCAGGUACACCAGAGCUAUCAACAGCAGGCAUCAAAGCCUGCUCAGCAUGUAGCGCACACUCAGCAGCCCCAACAUCAAGUGCAAAACCACGCCCAACAAGCCCAGAAGUUCCCUCAAUCUUCCCAAGCUUCUCCGAUCCAGCUUCCGCAGGCGUCACAACCUUUGCAGGCAUCUCAAUCAUCUCAAGCGCAUGCCCGGCAACAGGCGCAACAAGCACAGGCUUCUCAAGGAUCAAGUACUCAUCAGAUGCAAGCGCAGCACUCUCAGCAAGCACAUCGAACGACUCAACAGCCCCAGAAGGCCCAAAAAGCUCAGCAGAGCCAGAAGGCACAGCAGACUCAACCAAGUCAACCAAAUCUGUCAAAUCAACAGCCUUACCAACAAAUUUACGCUCAACAAGCUCAACAAGCUCAGCAAGCCCAACGGUCGCCUUACCAGGCACAGAUGCAAAACCCCCAGUUCCAAUAUGCAUACCAACGCCAAUACCCCCAGGGACAAUACCAGUUGCAGUCGCCGCAAAUGAAUACUUCGCAGACUCCCCAACAACACCAGUACCAUUUGCAAGCACAGUCUCAUAGCUCUCAAUCUCCCCAGCAAUCAUUACUGCAGAAGCCGCAACAGCAAACACCUCAGAUGUCGCCACAGGGCACGCCACAGUUGCAGCAACAACAGGCACAGCGACCACAACAAUCCCAGCCGACUGCUUCCCAGGGUCCCGCGACACAAGAGCCUAAGAAGAAGAAACCUGCUGUCAAGAAGGAAAAGCAGCCGAAGCCCACCCCGGCCCAAGCACCGUCUCAACCUACCGCAGCCCAGGUCCCUGGAUCCCAAUUACCCGGUUCUCAAUUUUCCGCGUCUCAACUGCCAGGGCCCCAAACUCACGUACCCCAGGCCCAGCCAGCCAGUCAACCAGCACCUCAAUCGUCAGCCCAGACAACCAACCACGUGAAUGGGAGGGCACCCAUGACGUUCAUUUCGGAAAAUUCGACACAGAAGCCGACGAAACCAGGUGACCCCAAUCAUACGCCGAAAAAGCGAGGCCGUCCGCGAAAGCAACCCGGAGACGAGACGAAACCAAGGAAGCCAAAGAAACCCAAGAAUGCACUUGGUGACCCAUCCGCUGCAAUCGCCGCGUUACCGCCCGGUCUUGCUGCCAUUCCAGGCGUGGGAGUACCUUUUUCAAUUGCGCCGCCUGCUUCAGCUGCGUCUGCUGGGUCUUCCGGCACAUCUGGCCCGCCAGCUCCGAUUAUUGGACCGGAUGGCAACCCUAUCCCUCAGAAGCGCAAACGUGGACGUCCACGUAAAUCCGAGACAGGCGAUACGCCUCGUAAGCCAAGGCCACCACGGGACCCGACAAAGCCGAAGGGCACGGGACGGCCUCGCGGUCGGCCGAAGAAGGCGGAUGUGGAGGCGAGGAAGAAGUUGGAAGCAGAGCAAGCUGCUGCGGCUGCGGCUGCGGGUCAGUCUCAGGGAGGUCAACCUGGCCAACCGGGACAGGUUAACCAACCUGGACAAGUAAAUCACGUUGGCCAGGUCAACCAGCAGGGACAAAUUGGAGCUCAAAUUGGAACUCAAGCCGGGGCUCAACCACAGCCUAAUGCGCACGCUCAAACGCAUGCUCAAGCAUCGACCCAGCCUCAGCAACCUCAAGCUCAUAUGCAGAGGCCCCGGAUGCAGGCGCAGAUGCAAACACAACCCCAAAUGCAAACCCAGGGAAUGAAUUCCCAGCACAGCCAGCAUAGCCAGCACAACCAACACACGCAGGCUCAACGACAAGCGCAAAACUCGAUGCAGAACAUGCAAGGCCAAAUGCAAGGUUCCCAGCGACAAGCCCAACCCAUGCAAGCGCAACCGCAGAUGCAGGCAGCGAGCCAGAGACCCCAGUCGCAUGUGCAGGCACAACAAGCCCGGAUGCAAGCCCAGGUACAUGCUAAGCCUCAAAUGCAGGUCCAGCCUCAGAAGGCUCAACCUCAAAUGCACACUCAGCAGAUGCAGAGCAAACCCCAGGCGCAAGCCCAGAUAACCAAGCCUCAGGGUCAACCUCAAGCUCAGAUGCAGGCGAAGCCGCAGGUGCAACAGCAAAUGCAGUCUAAACCCCAGAUACCGCAGCAGCCUCAGACGCAGCCUCAACUGCAAGCUCAGAUGCAUAACCAGCCUCAGCGACAGGUGCCGUCGCCGAUGCAGACCCAGCCUCAGUCUCAACUGCAGGCCCAAAUGCACAAUCAGUCCCAGCGACAGGUGCCGUCACCAUUGCAGACCCAGACCCAGCAGCCUUCUCACCACAUGCCGCAACCGCAAAUGCAGGCUCACGCUCAUGGACAAGCCUCCCAGGCCCAAGCUCAGCCUCAGGCCCAGGCUCCAACUCACAGCCAUGUCCAGGGACAGGGACAAGCCCAAGCACCGACCAACUCUCUUCCAUAUCCUCACUCCCACCCACAAGCAUAUCAAACGCAGUUCCAUGCGCAGAUGCAGCCACAGCUGCACCACACGCAAUAUCCACAAUUCCAACAUUCCCUCUCCCAUCAUCAACACCCUCUCCACUACCCGCAAUUCUCUCACACGCAACACCAAGCCCAACCGGGCUCGCCGAUGACGUUGAACCAGGGGCAAAAGCGCCCCGGCUCGGUCCUCGACGAUGACCCUCGCAAACGAGCGUAUAUAAUGCCACAUCAACUAUAG